UUGGCUUGCACGGAGCGCAAGUUUGACUUGCGCUUCGCAUACGCUUUCCCGUCCCGAACGCAAAAUUCCAGUUCUAUGAGCGUAUUCGUUUGAGGGAGGUGCUUUAAAUUGCAAUGCAUAUUAAUCGGGCUAAUUAAUGGUGCUUUACAAGCAUCGGGUUUCACAAGAGUGAGAAACUAACGAUAAAACACAAUUGUGAUCGCAUUUUGAUUCCAGAAAAUGAGUGGUCGUUGGGAUGAUAACACAUUGAACUGCGACUUCAAAAGCAUUCAUUGCAAAUUAGAUAAUUUUGAACGAGACCUUCAAACAGCUGCAGAGCAUGCGAGCAAGUCGGAUCCAAGGGAUUGCGACAUGUCUGUUGAAAAUAUGCUUGUCGAAAAGAGGAGUCUGGAGGAUCGCAUUGACCUGCUUCAAAGAGAGCUGGACGCGCUGGACUACGAGGGGGACGACGGCACGUCGAGCAGAGGGCGUGACCCGUACCGCACCUCGUCUCCAGGGGAGCUGUCCAAAGUGAAGGAGCGAACAAAAGCUUAUCAGAGCCUGGGCCGCAGCUCACAGCCGCGCCGCUCGGCCUCGACCGGCUGUCGCUGUCGCUGCAGCUGCAACACGUUCUUCUCCGACUCCAAGGCUGCGUCCAACCCGGAGCGAGACAGCCAGCUGCAUGAGCUGCGGCAGGAGCUGCGGGAGGUCAACGUCCAGAAGCAGACCCUCCAGGAGAAGAUAUUCAGCCUGGAGGAGGCGCAGCGGCUGACAGACAACGACACGCAGAUGCUGCAGAGCCAGCUGGAGGCGGACCGCGUUCGCUGUCGCCAAAUGGAGGAGGAGAACGAGGAGCUGAAGGAGGAGAUCCAGCGGCUGGAGACGGCGCUCAAUAACCUGCCCGUGGGCGACGGUGGUGCCACGCGCGACACGGCCGCUCAGAUCACCCAGCUACUGCAGACGCUAAACGAUGACAUGGUCAAGGCGCCCGAGCUCUGCAACCGACUCCGCAUGGCUGCGCAGCAGAUCAUGGACGGCGAGAAGCGCUUGACGAACGAGCGCAGCACGCGCGCUAUGGACCAGGCCGAGGUGCAGUACCUGCGCACCGAGAACCAGCGGCUGCGAGAGCUGGCCUUCCGCGCCAACAUGUCCGCCUUCCAGGCCAGCGUGCAGCUGCCGCAGAACCAGAUGGGUUUCCAGCAGCAGAUGAUGACUCCCGGCGCGCCGUUCGGUCCGGGCGGCGCCUGUGUCGACCCGUAUGCCCAGCAGCAGGUGCGACGCAAGAGCAUGUUCCAGCGUGUGUUCGGCAAGAACACGGCCGAGGACAUGGGGCCGGGCACACUGCAGUACCAGGACGGCAGCCGCGCGCAGUUCGACCCGAUGAUGAGCAUGCAGCAGCAGCGGCUGUCCCUGGCCAUGCAAGAAGACCCGGAUGAGGCGGCGCGUCGCCUGCAGCUCCUCAACCAGGAGAAGACUGGCAAGGGCUGCUGCCGGCGCUAG
Messenger RNA from Pollicipes pollicipes, 1479 nucleotides. RefSeq lists its product as uncharacterized. Lineage: Eukaryota; Metazoa; Arthropoda; Thecostraca; Pollicipedomorpha; Pollicipedidae. The coding region runs from base 220 to 1479 and encodes 419 amino acids. The record is from RefSeq and is a predicted model, not a curated record. The transcript is spliced from 6 exons.